UGGCGGGGCCGGGCGGUGCGUCCCUCCCGCCGCGGCUGCCAGCGCCGCCGGCACCAUGGGCUGCUGCUGCCGCCUCCUCUUCCUCGCCCUCCUCCUCCUCCCGGCAGGACUGGGCGAUGAUUCCCCAGAAUCACCCCGGCACCCCAUCAGCCCCCCCUUCCUCUGGCAGGGGAUCCCAGUGCCACCAGACUCCAGGGAUGCUGAUGUCCCCACACCAGUUCCUGGCCAGCCCUCCUUGCCCAUGCCCACGGGACCUUCCGGAGAUGGGGUGUCCUCCGGGCCAGUGGAAGGGGGUGGCCACAACGCCACCCCUGUGGCAGCACCGUCCCCCGCUCCCGUCUCCGCCACCGUGAGCUCCAUCGCGAUGACAGACGGUCCCUCCGCAGCCUCCAACCCCAGCUCGGUGCCACCCACCUUGGAGACAGCCCCAGCUCAUCGGACAGCAAAUCCUACCAGCUUAGCAAGCAGCACCGUGGAUUUGGGGGCAGCUUCCAGCCCCACGGGCACGGCUGCGUCCUCAUCCUCCGCCUCCCUUCCCACCGGCGACCCGGACUCAGUCUUGUCCCCAACGCCUGUCCUGGUGAGCCCUGGCACCACCCAGCCGCCGAUGCUGACCGAGGAUGUCCCUUCCCUGGGGACUCUGGCCAUGGCAUCGAGCCUGGCCGUGGAGCCAACGUCCCCCCCAGUGACUGUGGUGAGCCCCAGCGCGGCCGAGGCCACGGCCUCCGACAAAGCCACCGGAGUCACCAUGGAGGAGGUGCCGCGUGCCUUGAGUGCAGGGAGCAUCGUGGCCAUAACCGUGACUGUCAUCGUGGUGGUGGUGCUGGUUUUCGGGGCAGCAGCGUACCUCAAGAUCAGGCAUUCCUCCUACGGAAGGCUUUUGGAUGACCACGACUACGGCUCCUGGGGCAACUACAACAAUCCUCUCUACGAUGAUUCCUAGCAGGGAUGAAGAAAAAAAA
Neopelma chrysocephalum (saffron-crested tyrant-manakin) is the source of this 962-nucleotide messenger RNA. RefSeq names its product prostate androgen-regulated mucin-like protein 1 (gene PARM1). The record is from RefSeq and is a predicted model, not a curated record. The transcript has 4 exons. NCBI's taxonomy places the organism in Eukaryota, Metazoa, Chordata, Aves, Passeriformes, Pipridae. Bases 56 to 943 code for a protein of 295 amino acids. Gene Ontology annotation, cellular component: late endosome; Golgi apparatus; early endosome.